Molecule: messenger RNA, 2076 nt
Organism: Purpureocillium lilacinum
Lineage: Eukaryota; Fungi; Ascomycota; Sordariomycetes; Hypocreales; Ophiocordycipitaceae
Product: pre-rRNA-processing protein esf1
Biological process (GO): rRNA processing
Cellular component (GO): nucleus
Molecular function (GO): RNA binding
Source: RefSeq, a predicted model, not a curated record
AUGAAGGGCCAAAAGAAGGAUGCAGGCUCGUCUGCGGGCCGCAUCGCUGAUGCGCGAUUCGCAAGCUUUGAAACCGACCCCCGUUUCCGCCUGCCGUCCAAAAAGCGAACAAAGACGACCCUCGACAAGCGCUUCGCUGGCAUGCUCGAUGAUGACGAGUUCACCGCGACCGCUCGGGUGGACCGUUACGGGCGCAAGAUCAAAUCGGAUGCGAAGAAGAAGGCCCUCCAGCGGUUAUACCAGGCCGAGGACGACGAAGAAAAGGAUCAAGACUCGGAUGGUUCUGCUGAUGAAGAGGUCGACGAUGACGAGGUCGUCCAGCGGGAGCUGAGAAAGGCGCACGAAGAGUCGAAUCAAAAGAAGCACGACCCUGCGAGAGAUGGCGGCUUCUCCUCGUCCGAGUCAGACUCCGACUCGGACGAUUCGGAGGAGGAGGAAGUGGCAGCCGAUACCGAAGGCCACAUGCAGCGAUUCCAAGACGACCAAGCAGACGUCGAGACCGGCGAAGUCACGAAUCGCAUCGCCAUCGUAAACCUCGACUGGGACCACGUCAAAUCCACCGACCUCAUGGCCCUCUUCUCCAGCUUCAUCCCGCCCAACUCCGGCCGAAUCCUCAACAUCUCCAUAUACCCCAGCGAGUUUGGCAAGGAGCGCAUGCAGCAGGAAGAGCUCGAGGGCCCGCCAAAGGAACUUUUCAAGAACGAGUCCAAGGACGAGUCCGAUAGCAGCGACGAGGACGCCGAGAGCGACAGCGACAGCGACAGCGAAAGCGGAGACGAAAAGAUCAAGAAGGAGCUCAUGAAGGAGGGCAACGACCAAGACUUUGACAGCGACGCCUUGCGGUCGUACCAGCUGGACCGUUUGCGCUACUACUACGCCGUCAUGGUCUGCUCGAGCCCCGAGACGGCGCAAAAGAUUUACGAGGCGACCGACGGCACAGAAUACCAGUCCUCCUCCAACGUUAUCGACCUGCGCUUCGUUCCGGACGACGUCACCUUUGACGACGAGCCCAGAGACGCUUGCGACAAAGUCCCCAGCACGUACAAGCCCGUCGACUUUGUUACAAAUGCGUUGCAGAGCUCCAAGGUCAAGCUUACCUGGGACAUGCACCCGGAGGAGGCGUCCCGCAAAGACGCCCUCAAGCGAGCGUUCAGCGGAAGCCGAAACGAGUUGGAAGAGAAUGACCUGCGCGCCUACCUGGCCAGCGACACGGAAGACGACGACGAAGAGGAUGAAGUUGCAGCCCCGGGCGAUGAAGCUGCGGUUGCUGCCGAUGAGCCCAAACUGUCAAAGAAGGAACUCGCGCGCAAAAAGAUGCGCGAGGCUCUCGGUCUGACAGAUGAGCCGGCCGCCAAGGCUUCCAAAGAUGGACCUGUCGGAGAGAUGGAGAUCACUUUUGCGCCGGCCCUCGCAGAAAGCAAUGCCAAGGACACUGAGCAGGAAGAGACUACCAUCGAGAAAUACAAGCGCAAGGAGAAGGAGCGCAAGGAACGGAAGCGACUUGCGGCCAAGGCGAAGCGGACAGGCCAGGAGGACGAUGUUGAGGAGACCAAGCCUGAUCGCGCAGAGACCGCCGGCGACGAGCUCGGCUUCGAUGAUCCCUUCUUCACUACUGAGGAUACCGCACCUGUCACCAAGUCAUCCGUACGCAAGGAAGAGCGACUUAAGAAGCGCCAGGCCCGCGAGGCUGCCGAGGCAGAGUCUGCUCAGCAGAAGGCGCAGCUCACCAAGGUCAUGGCUGAGGAUGGUGACGGUGACCAGGCUGACCACCUGGACCACUUUGACAUGAACGAAAUUAUGCGCGCGGAGAAGAAGAAGGGCAAGAAGGGCAAGAAGGGCAAGGGCAAGGGUGGCGAGGAGCGUGGCGGAUUGCAGGAGGACUUUGCCAUGGACGUCGGCGACGACAGAUUCAAGGCAGUCUUUGACAGCCACGAGUUCGCCAUCGACCCCUCCAACCCCAAGUUCAAGGCCACGGGCGGCAUGAAACAGCUGCUGGAAGAGGGGCGGAAGAAGCGGAAGGCCGGUGGCGACAGCGAGGAACGGGGUGGCAAGAAGGCCAAGAAGAACAGGAGGUGA